Pocillopora meandrina is the source of this 345-nucleotide messenger RNA. Lineage: Eukaryota; Metazoa; Cnidaria; Anthozoa; Scleractinia; Pocilloporidae. The record is from the annotation of a GenBank genome assembly.
UUUCUUGCCGUGUUUAACUUUCUCUUAUCUAUCAUUGCAUCACUUGGAAAUCUCUUGAUUCUAGUUGCACUUCCAAAGACCUGUUCUCUUCACUCGCCGUCGAAGAUCUUGUAUCGCUGCUUGGCAACAACCGACUUUUGUGUUGGAGUCGUGGCACAACCAGCAUUCGCCGUUCAAUUGCUGUACAACAACGGAGAGCGACAAGAAUUGUGUUACAUGUCCCUCCGAUUGGGUUUCUGUGCUGGGGUAAUUCUUUGCGGCGUUUCCAUGACAACACUAGCAGCUCUAAGCGUGGACAGACUCCUCGCAUUGCUGCUGACGUUGAGAUACAGACAGAUUGUAACC